AUGCUGUGCCUUUUCGUCGGCCCCGUCGGCCUCGACAACGGCGUCGGCCUGCGUCCGGCGAUGGGCUACAACACGUGGAACGAUCUCCGGUGUGAGGGAGUCACCGCCGACGCCAUCGAUGCGAUCGCGGUGGCGAUGGUCGAGCUGGGGCUGGCAAAGCUGGGCUACGCGUAUCUCAACGUCGACGACUGCUGGGCGACGGCCACCGACCCGAGCGGCGAGCUCGUUGCCGACCCGGCCGCCUUUCCAGACGGGCUUCCGGCCCUCGUCGAGUCGGUGCACGCGCGCGGGCUGCGGUUUGGGCUGUAUGGCGACCGUGGGUGGAAGACCUGCGCCUUCCGGCCUGGAUCGGGCGGGCUCGAGCCGGCGCACGCGGCGCAGUUUGCCCGCUGGGGCGUCGACUACCUCAAGUACGACUCGUGCUGGGCCUCGAACGACCACGAUGCGGCCUUUGAGCA
Emiliania huxleyi CCMP1516 is the source of this 458-nucleotide messenger RNA. RefSeq lists its product as hypothetical. Lineage: Eukaryota; Haptophyta; Isochrysidales; Noelaerhabdaceae. The record is from RefSeq and is a predicted model, not a curated record. Gene Ontology annotation, biological process: carbohydrate metabolic process. The annotation marks the transcript as partial. Gene Ontology annotation, molecular function: hydrolase activity, hydrolyzing O-glycosyl compounds. The transcript has a single exon.